AUGGAAUUUAGACAUUUUGUCCAUUUAGAGGAGUGUUGUCCAGUCUGUGGAGAUAAAGUUUCAGGAUACCACUACGGUCUGCUGACCUGCGAAAGCUGCAAGGGUUUUUUCAAAAGAACGGUCCAAAACAACAAGAAGUACAUCUGUGCAGAAAACCAGGCAUGCAGCAUUGAUAAAACUCAGAGGAAACAGUGUCCUUUCUGCAGAUUUCAAAAGUGUCUUCAAGUUGGCAUGCGACUGGAAGCUGUUCGUGCAGAUCGUAUGCGAGGUGGCAGAAACAAGUUUGGCCCUAUAUACAAACAAGAUCGUGCCCUCAAGCAGAGAAAGGCUUUGAUUCAAGCUUGUGGAUUCAGAAGUGAGAGCAGAGCACCUCUGAUCUCCUCAAAAUCCCAGUGUGUCUCUAACUUUACUGGUGGCCUCCAACCAGAAUCAGUCCUUCACAGCACCUUGGUGACCAAAGCCCAGAAUGACUGUAUCAGCUACCAGUCUCCACCACUUCUGCCCUCCAGCUUACCUGUUGCCACAAAGAAUCAGUGCUUCUCCUUUUCGAACUCAACAAUCAAAUCAGAGCACACAGAGAACUGUGCAAGGUCACAGGGCUCUGCUGAAGGAAUCCACACUGACAAUCUAUACUCAAACUCUCCACAAGGUCCAAGGAUACCUCAGCUAGUGAUGGAGUUUUUGCUGUGUGAUCUGGAUCAGCAACAACUCCAGAAAAAGGUCACUACUUCUCUCCAGCAGGAGAUGGUUAGCUGGAGGAAACACAGGAACCCUAGUACUUUCACCCUGAUGUGCCUCAUGGCUGACCAGAUGGUGGUCUCUAUUGUGGAGUGGGCUCGCAAAUCCAUCUUCUUUAAACAUCUCAAGGUGUGUGAUCAGAUGAAGUUACUGCACAACUGCUGGAGUGAACUGUUGAUCCUGGAUGUCAUUUCUGGACAUGUCCUAUACAGCAGGGAGGGCAGCUUGCUUCUGAUCACUGGGCAGGAGUGGAACAGGUCAGUGUUUGGUGUCUAA
Messenger RNA from Paralichthys olivaceus (Japanese flounder), 1014 nucleotides. Lineage: Eukaryota; Metazoa; Chordata; Actinopteri; Pleuronectiformes; Paralichthyidae. The record is from RefSeq and is a predicted model, not a curated record.